Molecule: messenger RNA, 2028 nt
Organism: Cynocephalus volans (Philippine flying lemur)
Lineage: Eukaryota; Metazoa; Chordata; Mammalia; Dermoptera; Cynocephalidae
Gene: SCOC
Product: short coiled-coil protein
Exons: 4
Coding region: 310-558 (82 amino acids)
Cellular component (GO): trans-Golgi network
Source: RefSeq, a predicted model, not a curated record
CCGUCCCGGGCAGCUAAGGCCCUGGCUCCGGGAGACUGGAGUUGCGGCCUCUGUUACCGCCGAGGACCUGGAGGGCGGGGCGGGUUGGGCGCGUGCCGGCGCACCCCGGCCUGGGAAGAGCGGCCUCGGGCCUGGGCGUGUGGUGGGCGGCGGAGGCCUGGCUCCCUGCAGAACUCCUGCGCAGCCUCUUUUUCUCGACUUCAUUACCGGGCCCAGAGGUUCCUGACGCAGACAUCCUGCCGCUUUCUCCCUGCUGCUCACCAUUCAUCAAGGAUUUUGUAUCCAAGGUUCAAAAGUUUGUUACCCAAGAUGAUGAAUGCUGACAUGGACGCAGUUGAUGCUGAAAAUCAGGUGGAACUGGAGGAAAAAACACGACUUAUUAAUCAAGUGUUGGAACUUCAACACACACUUGAAGAUCUCUCUGCAAGAGUUGAUGCAGUUAAGGAAGAAAAUCUGAAGCUAAAAUCAGAAAACCAAGUUCUUGGACAAUAUAUAGAAAACCUCAUGUCAGCUUCUAGUGUUUUUCAAACAACUGACACAAAAAGCAAAAGAAAGUAAGGGAUUGAUAUCCCUUUAUGGAAUUGCUGCUGAUCAUUUCUGUAAAACUUGGAUAGAUUCCAAAAGUUACAGUACUUUUGUUUGUGGCUUCAUUGAAUAUUUAUGAAGAUAAUGUCAGAUCUAGGCAAAAUUAACAGCAUUAACAGGAGACUUCCAUAAGUUUGUAUAUUAGUCUAUGAAAAUGUGCAGAUGUACUGUAGGAACUUUAUAAUUAGAAUUGCAUAUAUUUAUGAAACUUGAAAAUGAAUGUUUUAACGAAUUUGCUUUUAUUUAUAGGUUUAGCACUGUCUUUUAAUAUAGGUUUAGUAAAAUAUACAAGAAAAUAAUCACCAUGUUGUGAAAAAGUGACCAAAAUCAGUAUUGAAUGCACAGCUUUAUGUACUCUGUCCACCAUUGUGUGCCUCUUCUCCAUUGGCUUCUUCCUUCCCAUUUCCCUUCCUUUAAGGAAACAAUUGGUUUCACAUUUAUGAAAGUAAUUUUAAUAGUUAAUCACCUACGAGAGUAACCUGAACUUUAAUUGUUGAAACUUAAUGAAAAUAAGCUACUUUCUCAGCUAGAGCUUGUCAUUUGUGAUAUUCAGUAAUAAGAUAGGAUUGCUGGUUUCUCUUUAACAAUUGAAAACAGAAGGAAGCUACAAAAAGGAAAAUUUUUUCUUUGAAAUGGAAUUGCCAAACUGGGAAGACUUUUUGUUAAAAACUUGAUUUUGCACAAAAUAACCCACUUAGUAUCUGAAAAGAUAUGAGUUCUGGUCAUGUGUGUGUUUAAAAUAGAAAAUCUUGAGGAAAAAUAGGAAUAGAAUGGAAAAGUACAUGAUAAACAACAGGAACCAACUCCAAACAUUUUCACUCCAGGUUUGUCUUAUCUCUGACACAGAGUAGAUCUUUUGGAGAAUGCAAGGUCACAGAAAGAUUAAUAUUAUCUUUUAAUAUCAUUUUUUACACAAAGUUUUUGAAGCACCUUUCAAAUGGAUUAACUACAUGAAAAUGGAUUGUUUGACUAACCUUAUGUAAGCCACAUCUUUUAAGAGAACAGUUACAGAGAGUUUGGUCUCAAGGUUUUUUACUCAGCAGAUCAACGUUUUUUACAAAAUUGCUUGAGUGGAUUAGUAUCCGAAUCAUGAAUAAAAUGGGAGAGUUUAACAUAAUAGUAAUUUAUAAUCUCCCUCAGUAUUUUAUCUCAUUUGUUCUCCCAGGUUUUUCUGUAAACUUGACUAUUGGUUUGUAGAAUUUUAGUCAUCCUUUAACAGAUUUAAAUAAUUUAGUUUAUAGAUUCUAUUUGGUAAGGGAAUCAAUAUCAGAAGUAAUGUUAAAAUAUUAUAAUAGGAAAAGAGAUCCACUGUUAUAGCUUAUGGUUAUUAGAUUUGGACUUUUAAUCAUGGAAUAAUCUUAUGUAUUGGUGUAAGAUUUGAUGAAUGAAGUUAUCUGUAUGAAUAUAUACUAGUUGUACUGCAAACAUUUUGCAUCCCUUUUG